AUGAUAUGUAUGGAGGAUGAGAGUAUGUAUGAUGGUGUGACCGUGUGCCCGCCAGCCGCCGUCGGUGAUUCGUGGAACGUCAGCAGUUCAUCCGCGCGAACUUCGCCCCAUCCCUGUACGUUGCGGUUUGCGGGCCCCAUUCCAGCCACUUCAACUCUCAACCGCUUGAGGAGGAACUCGGUUGUCGGUAAGACGGGGCAGGGGCGAGCAAGGGAGAGGGGAGAGGAGAGUGGGAGACGCAGAGGUGGAACCACGGAAGUGACAAAACACAACGGCAUGGAUGGAGACGAGGGUUCGGGGUCCGCAAGGCCUGGAGUUCCGUCUCUUUGCUGGAAAAGGAGGUUGCGUUUUCCGCUCCCGCUUCUUCUCCCCUUCAAUCGCCCCCGACUACCCCUGGACCUACUCGUAACUCCUGCUUGGAAGCCCUCAUCGUUGCUCUGAACGAGACGUGCGACGGGACGAGUUGGUACACGUCGACGAAGGAGCUGCAGCUGGCGUCCUUGGAGUUCUGCAUCGCGUGCAGGAACUACCAGACCGUGCACUUGAAUGUCGACGAACAAAUUCCACGCAGGCUGCUGGCCACUGCGGAUGCUCCCCCACCGCACCCCAAACGGUUAUGUUGGACGCGCGUGCCACGGCUUAGAGCUCGCCGAGUGACAUGGAACAUGCCGACAGCGGCGGAAUUGAGAACCCCGAUAUUUGCAAUGACCGACGUGGAGUACCUGGAGUUCGGCGAUGCCUUUGAAGACAGUCUCGAGGCUGUGCCAUGGCCGGAACACCUGAGAACGAUGGAGUUUCACCCUGAUUCACCGUUUGACCAACCUAUCGAAUUGGUACAAUGGCCGGCAUUUCUGCAGAAGAUCACUUUCGGAGCAGAUUUCAACCAACCGAUCGAACGUGUCAAGUUUCCGGCAUCGCUGCAGCAGCUCAUAUUCCGCACGUCGAGUUCGUGUUUUGACCAACCGAUUGCCGAAGUGGUUCUGCCGGCUUCGCUGCAGCUGCUUGAGUUGGGGGGAGACUUCAACCAGCCGAUCGAGGAUGUAGUGUGGCCGGCAUCACUGCAGCAGCUGACGUUUGGGAACAGAUUCAACCAUCCCAUUGAGGGCACUGUGUGGCCAGAUGCUCUUCAGACGCUCGUUUUCGGAGUUGAUUUCAAUCAACCAGUGGACAACGCGAGGUGGCCGGCGUCGUUGCAAGAGCUGACGUUUGGAUGGUGCGAUGAAUUUGCCGGCGAUGGGAUGGUGAUUUUCUCGAACUUUAAUCAACCCAUCGGUAGCAGUGUCUGGCCUGCAUCGCUUCGGCGACUCACACUAGGCCACAUGUUCAGACAGUCACUGCAAGGACUGGGCACUUGGAUGCCCAAUCUUGAAGCACUUCAUCUUCUUCAUGACCAUGGUUCUUGGUUAGGUGACAGUAACCUUCUCUGCGGAAUCGAAUGGCCGAAGGGCCUUCGUCAUCUGACCCUCUUGGAAGGCACGAGCUUAGAUGGAGUGGAUAUCCCUUUUGCUGUGCAGGUCUUGUUUGC
Ectocarpus siliculosus is the source of this 1525-nucleotide messenger RNA. The record is from the annotation of a GenBank genome assembly. Lineage: Eukaryota; Phaeophyceae; Ectocarpales; Ectocarpaceae.